This is a messenger RNA of Hyla sarda, 2434 nucleotides long. RefSeq names its product P2Y receptor family member 10 (gene P2RY10). Gene Ontology annotation, cellular component: membrane. The record is from RefSeq and is a predicted model, not a curated record. Gene Ontology annotation, biological process: phospholipase C-activating G protein-coupled receptor signaling pathway; positive regulation of Rho protein signal transduction. Gene Ontology annotation, molecular function: G protein-coupled receptor activity. The transcript is spliced from 4 exons. Bases 469 to 1692 code for a protein of 407 amino acids. NCBI's taxonomy places the organism in Eukaryota, Metazoa, Chordata, Amphibia, Anura, Hylidae.
CGAGCAGAGCCGGUGCACAUCCAGUAGCGACGGGGCACUUCGGGGGGCCCGCACAUUUCAAUUAAAUUACCUUUGUACUGUGCGGGCCCCUUAAGAAACAAAGCGUAUAGCCGUCACCGGACAGGUCAGGGGCUGAUGGGAGUAGAGACGUCACGUGCCCCGCGCAGGCACACACGUCCACUCCGAUCACCUGACCUGUCCUUGCUUACGUAGCUACGCGAACCUCCAGCAUCCUCCCGGUGCAGUGGCAGGAGCAGCAGAAAACUCGCGCCGCUGCAAUGAUCCGUGGCAGGAGGAUAAGGAUCUGCUGACAAAGUGAGGAGCCAAUGAUGUCUGGAUGUCAGACUCUGCAGAGAAGAUGGAGCUGGAAGAAGACCUGGUCUCUGGACCCGAUGAAGAAGAAAAGAUAACAGAGAAGAUGUCACUCAAGGCAGAAGACGUCACUCAGGUUAUACCCAUCACUGUCUGAUGAACUGUGAGGAGGUUCCUUCCGCCAUGUUUUAUGUUAUCAUGAAGACAAGCACAGAUCACAAGCUGUGGUUUACAGUACCUUCGCUUCUCUAUUUCCUCUUUGCUCAGUUUUACUCAUGUUGUACAGAUUUAACCAACUUCAUAACGGUUUGUUUCCAUGUGUGCGGCGCAGCGCAAACUCGUGACGGUCGCUGUCUGCUGCAAAGAGAUCCAACUUAUCAGAUCAAGGUUUUCUUCAACAAAAAACUGAAAAUGCCAAACAACAGCCUAGGAAACUGCAACAGCACCCUGGAGUUCAAGCACACUCUAUACGCAGUCACCUACACCAUCAUAUUCAUACCUGGCCUUCUUGCGAACAGCAUCGCUCUUUGGCUUCUAAGAAGCUUCAUCAGCAAGAAGAACAAGGCCAUCAUCUUCAUGAUCAAUCUGGCCUUUGCCGACCUUUCACACGUCUUGUCAUUGCCCCUGCGGAUUUUCUACUACGUAAAUCACACUUGGCCAUUCGGAACCUUUUUAUGCUUGCUGUGCUUUUACCUUAAGUAUCUCAACAUGUACGCCAGUAUUAUGUUCUUAACCCUGAUAAGUGUUCAACGCUACGUCUUCACGGCAAAUCCUUUCAAAGCCAAAGGGUGGAAGAGGCGGUACGAUGUUGCCAUCUCCAUAGGUGUAUGGAUAGUAGUCGGGGCUGCCUGUCUGCCUUUCCCAAUAUACAGAAGCUCUGGAUUAAACAACACCAGUACCAGUUGUUUUGCUGAUCUUAGCACAAAAAAGAUGAACAACAUGACCGUCAUCAUCAUGCUCGUAGGGGCAGAGCUGUCUGGUUUCUUGAUCCCUCUUAUAAUUAUUACUUACUGUACCCUAAAAACAAGAACUCAGUUAAAAAGUGACUCACUGGGGUGCGAACAGAUGAAGGAAAAGCACAAGGCCUUGCGGAUGGUAGUAUCCUGCGCCUCUGUGUUUUUUAUCUGCUUCACUCCUUAUCACAUCAUUUUCUUCUUUUACGUCUUGGUCAGUUCAAAUAUUAUCGAUAGUUGUGUAGUACAAAAAGUUAUUAUGGAUCUCCACCCAUUCUCCCUGUGCUUAGCGAGUAUCAAUUGUUGCCUUAACCCAAUACUGUAUUACUUUACCGCGUCAGAGUUCCAAAAUGAAUUGGCCAAACGUAGCUCCUCAGUUGUCGGCGUUCGUCUCAUGAGCAGAGAAAGUGUUUCUUCCAUUAGGUGAUCCAUUGCUUGAUUUGUUUUUCUUUAAUUUCAUACUAUUUAUUUAGGUACUAUGGGGGUUAUUUAUCAUUGUGUUCUAUUGAUUUUUUUUUUUUUGGUCUACAUUUGCGGAUUUUUGUUAUUUUGCGCUAGUUGCGGAGUUAUUUUAUAAUCCCUCAUUUUAACCUUUUGGUGUUGCUAGACCAUUUUUUGAAGUGACGGAUGCAGUGGUCACACAUUUAUUAUAUGCGCAUUUUUUAUUUUUGCGCACAUUUUGCCACAACUGGCGCAAAAAAAAACCUGCAAGUCCAGACCACCACCUUACCAGGUCUAAAAAAAAAUUACUACUCCUGUUUGUUUGCCAAAAAUAAAAAUCAGCAGCCAGAGUGAAAGAGAGGGAGAGAGAGGAGGAGAGAGAGAGAGGGGGGGGAGAGAGAAAGAGAGAGAAUAAGGGUAUGUUCACACUACGUAAUUCCCGCGUACUAAGGUAGAGAAUAAGAACGUUUAAAGACAUAAAAAGUUAAAACUAAAACGUGCAAAGGAAAAGUAAAGCCUUUGUCAAUAUGAAACAAUCAGAUAUAUUUUUUUAAGGUACAAAAAAGGACUGGUAAAGAUGUAAGAAACAAUAAGAUUGUUAGCAAUGGCCAACAUCUCACAAUUUCAUGUGCCCAAUUUUUAAAAAAUAUGCGAUGAAGUGAUGAUAACAUAAUAAUAAUAAAACAAAAAGGUGAAAGGUUAAAAAAAUUAAAUAAAAUACCUGUUCA